AGCGAGCGACGGGACCGAUCCGCAGAGCCUGAGCGAGGAGCAGCGCCCGCCCGCGGGCUCCCGUCGCGCGUGGGGGCGGCGGGACAUGCGCAGCGGCUCUGCGGCGCGCGGGGUGCGGGGACGCGGGGACGCGGGGCGGCGCGCAGGGGGCCCCUCUGCCGCCCCGCGCCCCCAUGUACGCCUUCUACUCGCUGCUCAUCUACAUCUUCUACAGCCUCUUCCGCAGGGACGGGGCGGCCGCGCGCUCCGGGGACGCUGCCCAGGAUGCCCGCUGCAAGCCCGGGGACCGCCGCCGAGCCGACCAGUCCACGGCCGAUCUAUGGAGCGAGCUGAGCGGGCUGGUCGGCUGCCCGGAGUCCUCCGAGGAUGCGCCAGGCGCGGACCCUGAGUCCCCGCCGGCCCAGGUCUCGCUGGAAGAGGCGCUGGUGCGCCUGGCCGAGUUCCUCUCCGUCCAUCUGGAGGCGGAGGAGGGCUGCAGAAAUGCUCCAGACUUGAGCAAGCCCAGCGACCUGCCUCCGCUGCUGACUGUCACCGGCCAGCUUUUGGCCCUGUUGGCCUGGAUCCGGAGCCCUCGAGGGAGGCAGCAGCCAGCCCCAGGGUCACAGACCCCCACUCCCACUGCGGAUGGGCCCCUAGCUCAGGAAGACUCUCCUCGCCCCUGUCGUUCCCGGGAUGAGGCCCGGGAGCAGCUGGCCCUGCAGGUGGAGCAGGAGCAGCGGGCUAGGCAGCGGCUGGAGGAACUCAUUCUUGGCCAGCUGGAAGAGCUGAAGCGGCAGCUGGACGCGCAGGAGGAAGAGCUGGACCAGCUGCGCCUGGGCAUGGGGGCGACAGACUCCGAGAAGCGCGUCCAGCACUUGACUUUGGAGAAUGAGGCCCUGAAACAGAGUUUGAGCCUCACCCGGGAUCUGCUGCUGCAUUGCGGACCCGACUCCGCACCCAGAGCUCCCCAGGAGGAGGCUGAGACCCUGGUGGAGCUGCAGGACCGUCUGCAGGAUGCCCGGGACACUACCGAGGCCCUCCAGGUGCAGGUGGGUGGGGAAGAGCUGCAGCUGCAGGACCCGGGGGCCCUCUGGCAGCUCCAGCAGGAGAUGGACCAAGGCUGCAGGCCAGAACUCCAGCAGGUGCAUGGGCAACUGGCAGAGCUUCAGGCACGCAUGGCCAGCCUGCGCCAAGGCUGUAGAGAUCUCCGAAGCCUGGUCAGCACCUUCACCCAGAGCUGGCAGGGUUCCCUGAGCGAGGCUCAGGGCCAGGUGUCCUGGGCUCUGAAGACACUGUCAGCUGGGAGGGUCAGCACCCAGCUUCACCCAGCAGAGCAGCAGACACCUUCACCAGGGUGCCCAGGGCGGCUGCUGGAACUCAAGGGAAAUAUCCGUGUGCUGUGUCGCCUAAAGCCAGGGGUGCCCUCUGGCCUUGUGAGCACAGAGCCGGGUCCUGGUGGCACCAUCUCCAUCUGCUUUCGAGGCCGCCAGCGUCGCUUCUGCCUUGACUGGGUCUUCCCUUCGGAUACCACCCAGGAGGAGGUCUUCCGGGAGCUGGAACCAACUGUGCUGUCCUGCCUGGGUGGCUACAAUGUCUGUAUCUUCACCUACGGUCAGACCGGGACUGGCAAGACCUACAGCAUGGAGGGCCCUCCUGAGGACCCGGGUAUAGCCCCGAGGGCACUGCAGGCUCUGUUCCGAGAGAUGGGCACCAAGGGCGCGCACCGAGUGACUCUGAGCAUGGUGGAGAUCUACAAUGAGGCUGUCAGGGACCUCCUAGCUCCGGGGCCUCCGGAGCGCCUGGCCGUGCGGCAGGGCCCGGCGGGCCAGGGGGAGAUCCAGGUGGCCGGUCUCACCUACUGGGAUGUGCCCAACCUGGAGACGCUGCACCAGAUGCUGAGCUUGGGGAGAAGCAACCGGGCCACGGCCGCCACCGCCAUGAACCAGCGCAGCUCGCGCUCACACGCCCUGGUGACGCUGACACUCCGCGGCACCGCUCCUCCGCGAGGCCCCGGCACCGCAGGGACCCUGCACCUGGUGGACCUGGCGGGCUCCGAGCGCGCCUGGAAGGCCGAGGCGACGGGGCCGGCGCGCGAAGACCGGGACGGCGCGCAGCGUCUGCGGGAGGCCCGGACCAUCAACCGCUCUCUGCUGGCGCUGGGAGGCGUGAUGGCCGCGCUGCGGGCCCGGCGGCGGCACGUCCCCUACCGCGACUCGCAGCUCACGCGCCUGCUGCAGCCGGCGCUCGGGCCGGGCGCCACGGCGGUGCUGCUGCUGCAGAUCUCCACGCGGCAGGAGGACCUCGGGGAGACCGUGUGCUCCCUCAAGUUCGCCGAGCGCGUGGGCAGGGUGGAGCUGGGGCCGGCCCGGCGUCGCAAGGCCGCGGGCUCCAGGACUCCGUCCUCGCUCAGCACCGACACGGGGCUCACCGGGACCCCCUGCGCCCCGACGCCGUGCCCUCCCAGCCCGGACCCGGACAGCGGCCCCAGCUCGGCCCGCGCGCACCCGGAGGACCUGCCCGCGUAGGCCGGGCCGGGGCGUCGCCUCUGCAGGCAGAGGCAGCCCGGGCCAGCCCGCCUGGGUGU
Messenger RNA from Suncus etruscus (white-toothed pygmy shrew), 2563 nucleotides. RefSeq names its product kinesin family member C2 (gene KIFC2). Gene Ontology annotation, biological process: microtubule-based movement. Gene Ontology annotation, molecular function: microtubule motor activity; microtubule binding; ATP binding. NCBI's taxonomy places the organism in Eukaryota, Metazoa, Chordata, Mammalia, Eulipotyphla, Soricidae. The record is from RefSeq and is a predicted model, not a curated record.